AACAUACCUUUAGAAAAGUGAUGAAGCAUAUGUUUACCGUACCAAGAACUGUGCUUCGUCUUCAAUGCAAAAAAUGGAGCACCCUCACCAAUCACCAUCACGGUCAUCGACAAAACCACCACCUUUCACUCCCUCCAACUUUUGACCUAUCUCGUAUCUGCAGAAACCUCGACACCGUAAAAAAACUCCACUCUUCCCUCCUCGUCCACGGUCUCUCACCCGACACCAACAACAACCUCAUCUCCCUCUAUGCCUCCUUCGGCUCCCUCCACCACUCCCGCAACCUCUUUCACCUCUUACCCUCUCCAAAUCUCCACUCCUUCAAACUCAUCAUUCGUUGGCAUUUUCUCAAUGACAAACACUCCCACGUCGUUUCUUUCUACCAUCUCGCUAGACUCACCCUCGGUUUCUUCAACGACCUCGUUGUUUUCUCCAUUCUCCUUAAAACUUCUUCUCAGUUACGCGACCUUGUUCUCACUACAAGACUUCACUGCCAAAUUCUCAAAGCAAAACCUCCUGAUAGCUUUGUUCUUACUAGUCUAGUUGACUCCUACUCUAAAUGUGGUAAACUUGAUCAUGCACGCAAGGUGUUUGAUGAAAUACCUGAUCGAAAUGUUGUGUCGUGGACUUCAAUGAUUGUUGCUUAUGUUCAAAAUGACUGUGCUCAGGAAGGGUUGAUGUUGUUUAACCGAAUGAGGGAAGGGUUUGUUGAUGGGAAUUUGUUUACUGUUGGAAGUUUGGUUACUGCUUGUACCAAAUUGGGGUGUUUACAUCAAGGGAAAUGGGUUCAUGGGUAUGUUAUUAAGAAUGGGAUUGAGCUUAAUUCUUUUUUGGCGACUUCUCUUUUGAAUAUGUAUGUUAAAGGUGGUGAUAUUGGAGAUGCUCGUUCUGUUUUUGAUGAAUUUUCGAUUUCAAGUACUUAUGAUGGUGAUGAUCUUGUUUUCUGGACGGCUAUGAUUGUUGGGUAUACUCAGAGAGGUUAUCCUCAAGCUGCGUUGGAAUUGUUCACUGAUAAGAAAUGGUCUGGGGUUUUGCCAAAUUCUGUUACUCUUGCGAGUUUGCUCUCUGCCUGUGCUCAAAUGGAAAAUAUUGUUAUGGGAAAGUUACUUCAUGGUCUGGUAGUUAAAUAUGGAUUGGAUGAUACUUCACUUAGGAAUGCUCUUGUUGAUAUGUACGCUAAGUGUGGACUCAUUUUCGAUGGGCGUUUUGUGUUUGAAACUACGGUUGAUAAAGAUGUUGUGUCUUGGAACUCGGUUAUUUCUGGUUAUGCGCAGAGUGGUUCUGCAUAUGAAGCUCUUGAGAUCUUCAACAGGAUGAGAUUGGAGUUGUUUUUUCCGGAUGCAGUUACGGUUGUCGGUGUUCUCUCCGCUUGUGCUUCUGUUGGUGGUCAUCAAAUUGGUUCAUCCCUUCAUGCUUUUGCUUUCAAAUAUGGCUUGGUAUCCUCUAGUAUCUACGUCGGCACUGCGCUGCUUAACUUUUAUGCAAAAUGUGGGGAUGCAACGUCAGCUCGCAUGGUGUUUGAUGGGAUGGGAGAGAAGAAUGCUGUGACGUGGGGUGCAAUGAUUGGUGGGUGUGGCAUGCAAGGUGAUGGAGUUGGAUCUCUUGCUCUCUUUAGGGAUAUGUUGAAAGAGGAACUUGUGCCUAAUGAAGCGGUCUUCACAACUUUAUUAGCGUCUUGCAGCCAUUCAGGGAUGGUUGGAGAGGGAUUGAGGUUAUUUGAUUUCAUGUCUAAGGAGUUAAAUUAUGUUCCUUCCAUGAAGCAUUAUGCAUGUAUGGUUGAUCUCUUGGCACGUGCUGGCAACCUCCAAGAGGCAUUGGAGUUUAUAGACAAAAUGCCUGUUCAGCCCGGUGUUGGUGUGUUUGGAGCUUUUCUCCAUGGUUGUGGUCUUCAUUCCAAUUUUGAAUUAGGAGAAGUAGCAAUUAGGAGAAUGUUGGAGUUGCACCCUGAUGAGGCUUGUUACUACGUGCUCAUCUCAAACCUGUAUGCUUCGGAUGGAAGAUGGGGCAUGGUCAAGCAGGUGAGGAAGAUGAUAAAGCAUAAAGGAUUGAACAAGGUUCCAGCUGUCAGUUUAGUGGAGAUGGAUGUCAACAAUAAUACACAUGCCCGUGUAGCUGUUUGAUCAUAUCGCCUCUGUUCAUGAUCAUGUGAUCAUAAAGCCAAACUACCUGCUUAACAAGCGAUUGGACUGGUUUCAUGAUCACCCUGCCAGAGAUGUGCUGACUACUGAAAAUGAGUCAUGUAAAACUGGAGAUAGUCAUUUGGCAUACAACUUGAGGGGAUUGGCAGGCACUAAUAGGUCCGAGGAGGCCAACUGACCAAAAGGUCAGCACAAAGUUGUUAAAUGGCCUUGCUAAGCAAGGCUGGGUUUAGCUCGAGAUCUACGUAAAUUCAUGGAGCUUUCAUAAGCUCUACUUGAAGACUUGACUCAAUAAGAUUUUACCUAAUAUUAAAGAAACCUAUAAAUGAUGGGUUGGACUCCGUAAGAGAACAAUGACAACAUGGACAUGUACUUAGAGGGAUUAUCGAAGAGAUGAGAGAUAGAGUGAUUCAAAUGUGUUGUUGAAGAUAAUGAUAUAAACCACUUUUCUUGUGGGUUACUUUCUGUUUCACAGAUCUUAGUAAAUUUGUGUGUGAUGUUUGAUAUGUGAAUGCUAAUGGUAUCUUUGAUUUGGGCCUGUCAUUAAAACUGGGGGAAUGUUGGUUGUAGAGUCAUGCUCAACAAAUACUGGUUUCUACAAAAGUAGUGAAGUUCAAGUCAGUCUUUUCUGGUUGUCACAACUAUUUAUUUGCAAGAAUAUACAUUGACAGAUGACUCCAAAAUUUGAAGCUUCUGAAUAAUGCUAAUCUUUUCAUGCAUUGCCAAGUAAU
Molecule: messenger RNA, 2869 nt
Organism: Trifolium pratense (red clover)
Lineage: Eukaryota; Viridiplantae; Streptophyta; Magnoliopsida; Fabales; Fabaceae
Product: pentatricopeptide repeat-containing protein At2g03380, mitochondrial
Exons: 1
Coding region: 21-2120 (699 amino acids)
Biological process (GO): RNA modification
Cellular component (GO): intracellular membrane-bounded organelle
Molecular function (GO): protein binding; RNA binding
Source: RefSeq, a predicted model, not a curated record